UGCUUACUUACUUUACAAUUACUCUUCAUUAAAUAAUUGAACGUUUAAUCCGUGCUCAUUUGUUUUAAUAUCACUUGACGAUUUCCUCCACUUGCGGCGUGACAUUAUGGUAUUCAAAGUCAUUCACAUUUACCGAUGUCUAAGCGUGCCCUGACCAAAAGGUGGAGGAAGGAGGGAGGCCAGAAGGUGAUACGUUGAAAUGUCUUCCAAGGAAAUGGAUUACUCUUUGUGAUGACCUCUUGUCCCCUCAAUUUUCCUGUUUAGUCUAGCUAUUCGAUUAAGUUAAUUCCACUCGUUGACUUUUCAAAGAGUUGGUCGUACAUAUACGUUAUGUGACAUUUAAUUUUUAAAUUCGUUUCCAGAGCUCUUAAUUUUGAUCAUAGUGUGUUGCUUAAAACGACGCUCACAUUACACUGUUGUUGCAACCUGGUUACGAGGGGGGUGGUAAUUAUCUAGAUCAACCCGCGAGUACUGGUUUCUGCGGGAUUAUUUUCGAUAAUUUUUAAAAUGGUUCUAAAAUAGUUUAUUCGCAGAUACUAAUUUUUUGCAAUCUCAUUAAUAAGUUUUGGAAAUAAAGUUAAUAUAAAAUGUACUUAUAUGAUGAGUAAAAAAAAUGUACAAAACGAUUUAUACCUACGGGAAUGUCAAGCAUUUUUUAAUACAAACCAGCUUUUGUAUAUUCUUAAGGCACAGUUAAUAAAAAGUUUCCUGAUCUUCAAACUACAAUGUUGAGAGGGAGACAGUUUUUAAAAUAAACUGGCUGUUCUUAUAACGGAUGGCUUAAAACAUAUGUAUUGAUCUUACCAUUGUUAGCCUGAAAUCUACAACAAGGAAAGUAAGCAACAAGAAACGGCUGACGUCAAAUAUUUUUGUUAAUUAACCGGGAAAAGUAAAUCGUUGGAGGAUUUUAUUAAUUUAAUUUUCAUUCAAAAAAAUAAUUUGUUUGUUGUAUUCGCUUAUACAUACUUUAUAUUUUUACGAUUCCUUAACUUAAAAUAAGAAAUUUCCGUCGACAGGAGACUGGGAUUAGUUUUUAAAACCUACACUCUCCUACGUUUGCAUCUUUUCCCAUCAUAAUUGCUUGCACGGGCGAAAUAAAAUUAAGCCUGUGGUGGAGGAGGUAUAUUGCUAAUUAAACGGAAAAGCGGAAAGUUCAUUUCAAACAUAUCCAUGCAUAUGUUGACACUUCAUCAUUCUAUUGCAUUAACGGUAUUUAUGUGUGCUGAUGCAAAAGUGGAUAGCAAAAUAACGAAAGAUGGGAUUAAGAAUGUGGAAACGUUUCAUCUUACAUUUUACAGAGACUUCUCGAAACAACGACACAACAAUAACGACGACGAAGCAUAGCUUUCAGAUUUACGAGAUGAGAGGAGUCGAAAAAAAGUAUUUAAGUUGCAAUAACUUAAUGGCGGUAAACAACACACAAAACUCACUUAAAAACAAUCAGAAUACGUCUGUUAAAAAUACACCUACGAUGAAGAGGGCGCUAUCAAUUCGCAGACCAAAGUCCUUGCAGAGACUACAUGAGGAUUUGAAGCCAUUACUUGACGGAGCAAGUUCGCUCUCCAGCAUUGGUAGUUUUAAUGAAUUAACGGAGGAAAGCUUGAUCGAAAGCUCCUACUCAGAUGAUAGUCGCACCCAUGAAGUGAACAGUGUAGUUCUCAGACCUGGAGGAAAAUUACGCAGUCUGAAACACCGACCGAGGUCAUCCGCUUUGACCGAUAGAAACUUAAUAUCUAUUCCUGAAAAUAUACUUGCGAAUAAUUUAAGAAAACGACAUGCAAUGUACAUCAAAUCUUUGAACAAUUUACACCAGACUGAGACGACGGGUCUUGAAAAUCUUACGUUGAUGGAUAUUGAUAUUGGUGAAAACACAGACUUUUGCUCUCAGUCACUAGAUCGUAAGCGUCAAAAUAGAAUUAAUAAUCCCAACAACAAUAAAAACAGUACCGAUGAGGCGAACAAUAAUAUGUCUUCUAAAAGUAUUUCUCUACAAAAUAUAGCUAUACCACGAAGAAGAUCAAAACCUAAAGUGAUAUCAGAAGGGGUCUCUGCAGCAAGUGUCAGCGAACAAUCGUUUUCUAAGGAACAGAAACGAAGGUUAAAGAAAAAAAUGAAAGACACGCAAAAAUCUCCACAAAAUUCUGUUUUCUUAGGUUUAAUUUAGAUCACGUGUUUAUUUAUUUAUUACAUUUUUUUUCACUGCCA
Molecule: messenger RNA, 2205 nt
Organism: Hydractinia symbiolongicarpus
Lineage: Eukaryota; Metazoa; Cnidaria; Hydrozoa; Anthoathecata; Hydractiniidae
Product: protein aardvark-like
Exons: 2
Coding region: 1256-2164 (302 amino acids)
Source: RefSeq, a predicted model, not a curated record